AUGAAUGUAAUCUUUAGCUUUCAAGAAGUUAAAGAACUAAUCACCACUAGGUAUGAACCUCUUGCAGCAAAUGCAACUGCUGAACAACAAACAGCCUUCAGAGAAGUAAAGAAGAAUGACAAUAAAGCAUUGUUAUUGAUCCAUCAAUGUGUGGAUUCAUCGAAUUUUGAGAAGAUUGCUGGAGCAAAGACUGCAAAGGCAGCUUGGGAUAUCCUCAGUAAUGCUCAUGGUGGAGGAGAUAAAGUCAAGAAGGUGAAGCUUCAAUCGCUUCGAAGGCAAUAUGAAUUGCUGGGCAUGAUGGAUAAGGAAUCCAUUGGUGAGUAUUUUACAAGACUGCAGACUUUGGUUAAUUCAAUGAAAAACUAUGGUGAAACAAUUUCAGAUCAGCUAGUAAUUGAGAAAGUUCUCAGAACAUUGAACCCUCAAUAUGAUCACAUAGUGGUGGCAAUUGAAGAAUCCAAAGAUCUCUCCAUAAUAACUGUCAAUGAGUUGCAGAGUACACUUGAAGCACAUAAACAGAGGCUGCAAGAAAGAAAGGAAAGGAAGGAAAACAAAGCCAGUCAAGAACAAGCUUUGUAUGAAAAAAAUGGAGGACAAUGGAACAAGAAUGGUAAGGGAAAGAAUAAAUGCAAGGGUGAAAAGAAUAAAGGAAAGGGUGAGUUCAGUAAUGAUCACAAUGGUGAUCAAGAUCAAUCUGAAUCUUCAAAGAAAGACCGUUUCAUCAAAGGCAAGAAUGGUGGAAAGAAGAGUGACAAGAGCAAGAUUCAAUGCUACAACUGUGAAAAGUGGGGUCACUAUGCUUUUGAGUGCAGAAGCAAGGGAAAAAAGAAGCAAGACAAUAAGGCACAUCAUGCUAGACAACAUGAUUCAGACUCAGAUGGCUUCCUUUUGAUGGUGGCGACAAAUUCAGAAAGUGAUAACUCCAAGCUAUGGUAUCUUGACACUGAAUGCUCAAACCAUAAGAUAGAGCAUAGAUAUUGGUUAUUGGAAUUUGAUGAAAAUUUCAAAAGCAAAGUGAAGUUUGCAGAUGACAACAUUAUAUCAGUAGAAGGCAAAGGCAAAGUGAUGGUUCAGAGGAAGAAUGGUAAUCACACUUUUGUCACUGAUGUGUUGUAUGUACCAACUAUGAAGCAUAACUUGUUAAGUCUUGGACAAUUGCUUGAAAAAGAGUUCAAUUACUCCACAAAAGAUCACUACAUUAAAGUAUUUGAUCCUCAUAACAAGUUGAUUAUAAAAGCUCCAUUGUCAAAGAAUAGAACAUUCAAGUGA
Molecule: messenger RNA, 1269 nt
Organism: Trifolium pratense (red clover)
Lineage: Eukaryota; Viridiplantae; Streptophyta; Magnoliopsida; Fabales; Fabaceae
Exons: 1
Coding region: 1-1269 (422 amino acids)
Molecular function (GO): nucleic acid binding; zinc ion binding
Source: RefSeq, a predicted model, not a curated record